CAUACCUUGGAUCUUGCUAUCUGAAAUAAAAUCCGAGGAGGACUUGUUUUGACGUUUUGUAUUUAACUAAUCUAUCAAUGCAUUGUUAUCGCAUCUGUGAUGUCUGACAGCGAUAUUUCUGGCAGCUUUCUACACAGCAAGAAUCAAAACAGGUUAUUACUUGAAAUAUGUGAGCUGCAGAGCUCUGGUGAUGAUGGUGAUGAAGACAGGAGGCUAAAAAGAAGGGAAAAGAACAGGGUGGCAGCGAAGAACAGCCGAAAAAAGCAGACACAAAGAGCAGAUGAGCUGCAUGAGGCAUAUGAGUGUCUGGAGCAGAAGAACAGACAGCUGAAGAAGGAUGUGCAGUUUCUGUCUGAGGAGCAGAGGCGUCUAACGGAGGCCCUCAAGGCCCAUGAGCCUCUCUGUCCCAUCAUGCACUGUGUUGCCAACCUGGGGUCAGGGACGUUGGGACCCAGGGAUGUAGGGGUCCCCUCCUGUCUGCCCAGAUAGCCAACAUACCAUGCACGGACCACAGAGACAAACCAACGUGGGAGACUUGUGAACAGAGUUAACAGGUCAGAUUAUAUGUCCUCAUCUGCCCUUUUUAUUCUCGGCGUCAAUUGUUUUUGUACAGUUUGAAUCAAGUUGUAAUUUAAUAAUUAUAGGCUUACGUAAUGAGCUUUGUUUCAGAUGUUCAAGUUGCUAAACUGGUUUACCAGUACCUGGGCUUGACCAUGUGGGAACUUACUUAUACUUUACCAGAAAAAAAGAAACCAUUUAAAGGUUUUUGGUUUCUUGUUUCUUAGUCCCUAAUCUAAAACAUUUAAUACACUGGCUAUUACCAAUGGAUUCAUGCAAUUCAAUGCUUACUUGAUCAAAUCAAAUAAUCAAAUCACUUAAUCCAACUAUAAUAUGUACAGUUUUAUUAUUAUUGUUUGUUAGCUCAUGUUAUGACAUUGUUAUAGAGUGUACCCUCUCUUCCCUAUAAUGUGGGUAAAUACUCACUAACCUCAUUACAUCUUCGUCUCAUAACUUAAAAAAAUUAAAUACGUUUGAAGCAAGCCAUUAUCAUUCACUAACUCAAUAAAAGGGGGAACAUUUUGGGAAUUCUUGUCCCAAUCAAUGAUCUACAGCAUGUAUGGUCUAUCUUGAUGACAUGACUGCAGGCUUCUCUAAAAUGUUAUUAUGAAUGGAUGGAUACAUUCACAGUAGUAAUUGGCAAGGCUUCUACUAAAUGCAGACUGACCACUGAGAAAUGUGAAAGACUCUUCAGCCACACAGACAGUUCAUUUCAUACCAAAGGAUUUAUAGACUUCUGCAUUCUGCAUUUGAGGGGGAUUGUGGUGAUUAUAAUAAAGCCUUUUGUGUGGAUCGCUUCUUCA
Messenger RNA from Oncorhynchus kisutch (coho salmon), 1361 nucleotides. RefSeq names its product basic leucine zipper transcription factor, ATF-like 3 (gene batf3). The coding region runs from base 100 to 489 and encodes 129 amino acids. Gene Ontology annotation, molecular function: RNA polymerase II cis-regulatory region sequence-specific DNA binding; DNA-binding transcription factor activity, RNA polymerase II-specific. The transcript is spliced from 3 exons. Lineage: Eukaryota; Metazoa; Chordata; Actinopteri; Salmoniformes; Salmonidae. The record is from RefSeq and is a predicted model, not a curated record. Gene Ontology annotation, biological process: regulation of transcription by RNA polymerase II. Gene Ontology annotation, cellular component: nucleus.